CAGUGCUAAGAAAGUAAUUUCAAAGCUGGCACACUAUGGCCUUUGAAAGGAUAACACAAAAGGACUGGUACAAAAUCCUGGGUGCAAAGCCAUCGGACAGUCCAGCAGAACUAAAACGGAAGUACCAAAAACUUGCUUUGUUAUAUCAUCCAGACAAACAGAAGGCAGAUGUGCCAGCAGGAGAAGUGGAGGAGCGCGUGCAGAGGUUCAUCGAAAUUGAUCAAGCGUGGAAAAUUCUAGGGAAUGAAGAGACAAAAAAAGAGUAUGACCUGCAGCAGCGUGAAGAUAAUCUGACAAAGGAGUGGCCACUACAUGCACAAAUAUGUCUUGAGGAUAUGUCCUGGAACGAAGAUGAACAAUGUUAUACUCUCUCAUGUCGAUGUGGUGGGAAUUACACUGUCUUCAAGAGUGAAACCAAAGACGUAUCUUUGGUUUGUUGUGACACAUGUUCACUUGUUAUUGAGAUCCUUCAAUGAUUAUUUCAAUCAAGCACAUUAAGUGUUACAAAUAAAAAAGACUGGACAGAGUGGACAGCACCU
This is a messenger RNA of Antrostomus carolinensis (chuck-will's-widow), 539 nucleotides long. It is a transcript of the gene DNAJC24, whose product is annotated as DnaJ heat shock protein family (Hsp40) member C24. Lineage: Eukaryota; Metazoa; Chordata; Aves; Caprimulgiformes; Caprimulgidae. The record is from RefSeq and is a predicted model, not a curated record. Gene Ontology annotation, biological process: positive regulation of ATP-dependent activity. The coding region runs from base 36 to 476 and encodes 146 amino acids. The transcript has 4 exons. Gene Ontology annotation, molecular function: ferrous iron binding; ATPase activator activity.